UGGUCUGGUGAUCUCGCCAUGCGAUUGCUGCUUCUGAUGGAUUUAUGGCUUCGGUUCAAGCUGGGCAGAGGAGAAUUGGCGUGGAAUUGAAAUGAAAAUGAACAGCUUCGAGACUCAGCACAGCUAUGCCUCCUGGAGAGGUUCAGCUGUUGCGUAAUUGGCCACAAACCACCAGCUGGCCCCACUGUUAGCCACGGUCCCUGCCGUGCACCUAUCAAAAUUGUGGCCCCAAUUGCGUCGUGGCCUACACGGUACAACGGCGGCGGCAGAGAGAACAAGACCGCGAACAGACAGACAGCACAUGCUGAUGCGACAAAACCCCCAACGACCACCAAAUAUAGCCUUGCCAUCGGGGGCCAUGGGGGACUGCGCAAGGCAAUGAAUGGAGGAAUCAUGACACCAGGCAGCACAGCGGGCCUGUACGCGGCCGCCGCCGCCCUGCGCUUCGCCCUCUUCGCCCUCUUCCCCGGCCUGCCCGACCUCCUGACCGGCCGCGUCGAGAUCUCGACCCCGGUGUCGAGCUUCAAGAGGCUCCAAGAAGGCCUCUUCCUCUACAACCACAACGUCUCCCCCUACGACGGCGGCGUCUACCACCAGGCGCCGCUCCUCCUCCCGCUCUUCUCCCUCCUCCCCGACGUCUCGGCCUACCCCAUCUUCACCUCGCUGCUCUACAUCGCCGUCGACCUCGCCAGCGCCCAUGCGCUCCACCGCAUCGCCGACUCGGGCGAGGCCGCCUGGUCGGCGCACUUCAAGUCCCCGCGCCGCGCCAGGAGGUGGGGCGGUGCCGUCGUCGCUGCCCUAUACCUGUUUAGUCCUUUCACCCUCGCGACCUGCCUCGGCCGCUCGACCAGCGUCUUCACCACGUGCGCCAUCCUCAGCGCCAUAGCCAAGGCCGUCUCGGGCGCCCCGCUCGGCGCCCUGGUCGCCCUCUCGUUCGCGUCCUACCUCUCCAUGUACCCGCUGCUCCUGCUGCCGCCCCUCGUCGUGCUCGCCUACGACCGCCAGCCGCCCGCGACCCCGUCGUCCCUGGCCACCUCGUCCUCGCGCCGCGGCGGCCGCCGCGUCUCGUCGUCGCUCCGCACCUUUGCCGGCGUCGGCGUCGGCGUCGUGACGGCCGUGCUCCUCGCGCUCCUGUCGCUCUCGUACCUCGUCACGUCCAUGUCGUGGGAGUUCCUCGCGUCCACGUACGGCGUGCAGCUGACGCUCGCCGACCUGACCCCAAACGUCGGCCUGUGGUGGUACUUCUUCACCGAGAUGUUCGACUCGUUCCGCGCCUUCUUCCUCGCCGUCUUCUGGCUGCACCUGGCCGCCUACGUCGGCGGCGUCACGGUCCGCGCCCGCGCCCAGCCCCUGGCCGCCCUCGUCAUCCUGCUCGGCCUCCUCGCCAUCUUCAAGCCCUACCCGUCCGUGGCCGACACGUCGCUCUUCCUGGGCCUCGUGCCGCUCUUCAGGCACGUCUUCCCGCUCAUGCGCUACUCCUUCGUCGUCGGCGCCACCAUGGCCUACGCCGUCUUCCUCGGCCCGGCCUUUUAUUACCUGUGGAUCUACGCGGGCAGCGGCAACGCCAACUUCUUCUACGCCAUCACCCUCGUCUGGGCCCUCGUGCAGAGCCUGCUGGUCAGCGACCUCACCUUUGCCAUCCUUCGCGACGAGUGGGAGCUCGACAGGCCCGAGAUGGUGGGCAAGGAGAUACGGCAGAUCUGAGGGCAGGUGGGGGGGGGAGCUGCUAGAUGGUUUUUGUUACGGUGCCAGUCGAAAAAGGCGUUCAUGUUGACCAGAUAGAUGGACUUGUGGUGGUAUCAGCAGGUAGCCCAGGUUAUGGGACCAAAAAGAAGCAUAAACGGACGUAUUCGAUACGAGGUCUGUGAUUUCUAGUGUAUUCACAACACAAUGCUCGAGAAGAGCAAGCAAUAAAAGGGAUCUCGUCAAAUGUGUGCUAUUCGUUCGGUUUUAAGAAACCACAUUCUUAUCAAUGCUGAAAACCAAC
Gaeumannomyces tritici R3-111a-1 is the source of this 1987-nucleotide messenger RNA. RefSeq lists its product as hypothetical. The record is from RefSeq and is a predicted model, not a curated record. Gene Ontology annotation, cellular component: membrane; GPI-anchor transamidase complex. Bases 379 to 1704 code for a protein of 441 amino acids. The transcript is spliced from 3 exons. Lineage: Eukaryota; Fungi; Ascomycota; Sordariomycetes; Magnaporthales; Magnaporthaceae. Gene Ontology annotation, biological process: protein localization to cell surface; attachment of GPI anchor to protein.